AUGUCUGAAGCCUGCUGUACCUGCGCUGCGCUGCUAUCCUCUAUUCCCCCAACUUAUGAUGAGAAGAUCGAGAAGCCAUCACAAUUCGAGCGCCGUCUUGACUGCUGCGGUCGUGCUAUAUGCGCCCGAUGUUUGACAGAUAACCCCAGAUUCAAUGACUAUUGUCCGUUCUGCCAGAUUGCUACCGGUCCUUCCGCACUACCACCCCAAGGUCUCCGCGAACCUCCAACAUAUUCGCCACCAGACGAGCGGGACGGCGACGACGAACUGCCACCAUACUCUGCACACGAUGGCCUCAAGCCUCCUUCAGAGAAGUCGAAAUCGAAAAUGGACAACGGCCCGGAUGUCCUUCAUUUUGUGGAUCAGAACAACGACUCGAUCACCUCACUGUCGCUUCGAUAUGGUGUACCGGCUGACGCACUGCGUCGUACCAACAAUCUCUAUGCCGAUCACCUAUUAGCAGCGCGAAGGACAGUACUGAUACCCGGCGAAUUCUACAAGGGUGGUGUUAGUCUGAGCCCAAGGCCAUUAGAAGGAGAAGAGGAAGAGAUAAAGAAGACAAAGCUAAGAAAGUUCAUGGUCAGAUGCAAGGUUGCAGAAUACGAUGUCGCUUUGCUAUAUCUGGAGCAAACGGAGUACCAACUCGAGCACGCUGUAACCUCAUACAAAGCCGAUGAAGAGUGGGAGAAGGAACACUCCCUCGAAGCCGCAAAAAAGGGCAAGUCCAAAGCAUCUCAAAGCACAGGAAGACGCAAGUGGGGUUUCGGCGGCCUUACAGGGCAGGUGUCAUAG
Molecule: messenger RNA, 792 nt
Organism: Plenodomus lingam JN3
Lineage: Eukaryota; Fungi; Ascomycota; Dothideomycetes; Pleosporales; Leptosphaeriaceae
Source: RefSeq, a predicted model, not a curated record